This is a messenger RNA of Dichotomopilus funicola, 1767 nucleotides long. RefSeq names its product putative mitochondrial carrier protein. The transcript has 3 exons. The record is from RefSeq and is a predicted model, not a curated record. Gene Ontology annotation, biological process: mitochondrial L-ornithine transmembrane transport; GPI anchor biosynthetic process. Gene Ontology annotation, molecular function: L-ornithine transmembrane transporter activity. Gene Ontology annotation, cellular component: endoplasmic reticulum membrane. Bases 1 to 1767 code for a protein of 588 amino acids. NCBI's taxonomy places the organism in Eukaryota, Fungi, Ascomycota, Sordariomycetes, Sordariales, Chaetomiaceae.
AUGUCUUCCGCCCUCGCCAAAGGCGCCGCCGCGCAAGCCCAAGCCCACGCGGCCUUCUCCAAAACUCCCGGCGCGACCACCACCACCACCACAUCCUCCAACAACUCACCAACAACCCCAACAUCCCCAAACACAAACACAAAAACAAAACCAAAAACAACCUCCAUCCUCCGCCCCGUCUCCAUCCGCCCCACCCCCCUAGCCCAAACCGCCCGCCACGCCCUCCCCGCUUUGCUCGCGGUACUAUUCGCUGCGCGCUUUGGCGCGCUAGUGGAUGAGCCCGUUGCCGCGAUGGCGUCGGGGCUGCCGGUGACGGCUGCGCUGCAGGUUGGGUAUGCGGUUGUCUGUUUGCCGGCGCCGGGGUCGGGGUCUUUGGCUUCGAAGUCGGGUGGUGCUGGUGCGGGUGGGAGUGGUGUGGGUGAGAAGCAGCCCCUAGGGGGGAAAGGGAGGAAGGGGGGUGGAGGGGAGGGGGUUGGCGGACGGAAGGGGGUUGUUACCGCCCUCCUCUCUCUCAUCCUCUCCCUCCUCGUCACCCCCUUCCUCUACAUCACCAUGGUUCUCUUCGGCGCGCCCUUCCUGACCCACGGCGCGCACACCUUCCUCUGUGCCGCGCACCUCGCGGUCCUCGCGCUAUUCCCGCUGUUCUACAUCCACGGCGUCGACGGCAGCGCCUGGGCUGUCGUCGGCGGGUUUGCGGCCCCGCUGGAUGAGACAUUUGGUGGAUUGGUGGGCGCCGUGGUGGGCGCGUGGCUUGGGGCGGUGCCGAUCCCGCUGGAUUGGGACCGUGAGUGGCAGAAGUGGCCGGUUACGCCAAGCUCUCCGGUAAGCUCACCUAAAACGCCACCCGACUCCAUUUACUCUGAAGCAUCCCCUCACUUACACACACACUUUUACCUCGCGCCAGUCGGCCACCCCUUCGACACAAUCAAAGUCCGUCUCCAAACCACCGACGCCUCCCGCUUCUCCGGCCCCCUCCAAUGUCUCGCCCAAACCCUCCGCCACGAAGGUCUCGUCGGCCUCUACAAAGGCGCCACACCCCCCCUCGUCGGCUGGAUGUUCAUGGACAGCGUGAUGCUGGGUUCCCUCUCCGUCUACCGUCGUCUCGUCCACCAGCACCUCUUCCACACCCUCCCACCCCCCGGCCAUCCGCUCUACGACCCUGCCCAACCCAUCCCGCUGCCGCUGCCUGCGCAUGGACAUGGGAUCGCCGGGGUGAUGGCGGGCGCGACGGUUAGUUUUGUGGCUGCGCCUGUGGAGCAUGUGAAGGCGCGGUUGCAGAUUCAGUAUGCGGCGAAGAAGAGUGAGAGGUUGUAUAGUGGGCCGGUGGAUUGUUUGCGGAAGGUGUGGAGGUGGCAUGGGAUACGCGGGGUGUAUCAUGGGUUGCAAGCGACGUUGUUGUUUAGGAGUUUUUUCUUUUUUUGGUGGGGGAGUUAUGAUGUGUUUUCGAGGUGGAUGAGGGAGCGCACGACGAUGAGCGCGCCGGUGAUUAAUUUCUGGGCCGGUGGGCUGAGUGCGCAGGUGUUUUGGGUGCUGAGUUAUCCGAGUGAUGUGGUGAAGCAGAGGAUUAUGACUGAUCCGCUUGGUGGAGGGCUCGGGGAUGGGGAGAGGAGGUUCCCGCGGUGGAAGGAUGCUGCGAAGGCUGUGUAUCGGGAGAGCGGUGCGAUGGGGUAUUGGAGGGGGUUCUUGCCGUGUUUUUUGAGGGCGUUCCCGGCGAAUGCCAUGGCGCUGGUGGCGUUUGAGGCGGCUAUGAGGUCUUUGCCGGCGUGA